Messenger RNA from Helicoverpa zea (corn earworm), 3356 nucleotides. RefSeq lists its product as uncharacterized. Gene Ontology annotation, molecular function: olfactory receptor activity; odorant binding. NCBI's taxonomy places the organism in Eukaryota, Metazoa, Arthropoda, Insecta, Lepidoptera, Noctuidae. Bases 540 to 3080 code for a protein of 846 amino acids. Gene Ontology annotation, cellular component: plasma membrane. The transcript has 13 exons. Gene Ontology annotation, biological process: sensory perception of smell; detection of chemical stimulus involved in sensory perception of smell. The record is from RefSeq and is a predicted model, not a curated record.
CACCUCCAUUAUUUUAAUUGCUUAAUUAUAAUGGCUGGUAUUUAAAAUGCGAAUAAUUACAAUAAGGCAAUUAAAUGCAGCAAAGUCUUGGAAAAAUAAUUUCUUUUCGACCUCGCCUGUCUUUUGACUGUCAUAGAUAAUUGUCGCAGUUUUUUGCGUUUAACUUUAAUUACAAUUAACACGGAUAGUGUUAAAGUAAAAAACUUUAGAAGUAGCACUUUUAUUGCCAUAAAAAAUGUUUUCGUUUGUUUUUUUUUUUUAGUUUUUUACUAUAUUAAAUGAAUGAAAACAUAAAUUUUCAUUUAAAUUAAAAUUGACAAACAAAGAUGUGUUACUCUUAAGAAGAGUUUGUUUUGGUUACAUUUUUUUUUAUGUUUUUAUUUUCCUUUCUUCCACAUUCUUAACUCUAUGACUUGAAAAAUAAUUAUCAAGGAAAAACAUUUCAAAAUUGAACCAUUUAUCAGUCGCAUCCGAAUCGCUGGAACAAAAACCGUUCGCUUCAUAAACAAAAGAUUUAUAGACAGCACCAAGCUUUCAUAAUGGAAGAAGAACCACUACUUAUUGAUAAAACAGUAAAAAAGAUUGAAUUUUUAUUCCGAUGCACCGGAAUAAAUAUAAAAUCCGGCACAAAGACCAGAAAGGACAUGAUAAAAAGUCGCACCGUUUACAUUAUAAACUUUCUUUGGUUAAAUAUUGAUUUGGCCGGGGCUGUUAUGUGGUUUUUCACUGGCAUUGCAAACUCUAAGAGUUUCACAGAACUGACGUACGUCGCUCCUUGCAUCACUUUAAGUUUCCUUGGUAACCUGAAGUCUCUCUUCCUCAUAUUACGUGAAAAACAUGUUGAUAAACUGAUCCAAGUCCUAAGAGAUUUGGAAAUCAAUGAGAAAGCUCGUCCUAAAUCUGAAGAAACGGAUGCUAUAAUAAAAUACGAACAUAAUUUUGUAACUACUGUAAUAUCAGUGUUGAAUGUCUUGUAUUUUGUGUUGUUAGUAGCAUUUGCUUUAAGUCCUGUGUCUCUGGUUGCUCUUAAGUAUUUCACUACAAAUGAGCUUGAGUUACUUUUGCCAUUUCUGAUUGUUUAUCCUUUCGAUCCUUAUGAUAUCAGAUAUUGGCCUUGGGUGUACCUGCGACAGAUUUGGUCAGAGGUCGUGGUCAUCAUUGACAUCUGUACCGCCGACUACUUAUUCUACACUUUUUGUACAUAUAUUCGCAUGCAAUUCCGAUUGCUCAAACAUUAUAUUGAACGUGUGAUUCCUGAGGAAGAUGACUGUGGACGUUUAACUAACAUCGAGCAAGUUAGAGCUGAGUUUGUUCUUCUGAUCAAGUGGCAUCAGGAUUUAAUAAGUUCUGCAAACAUGUUGGAGACAGUUUACACUAGAUCCACGUUAUUUAACUUCGUGUCAAGUUCUGUCCUCAUCUGUCUUACCGGAUUCAAUGUUAUGGCAAUAUCCGACGUCGCUUUCGUGGCAACGUUCCUAAGUUUUCUCUUUAUGAGUCUGCUGCAAAUAUUUUUCUUGUGUUUCUUCGGGGACCUCUUGAUGACUUCGAGCCCAAACUCCAUGCAAAUUGACGGCAUCAGAUUUUUCCGAAGUGAACCUCAAAGCAUUUAUGAAGAUUUUAAGUACAGCUUGGUCUUACUUCGCCCUUCUACAAACCCUUUACGGAGCACCGACUUAAUUUAUGACUUAAUUAGUCUAUAUCAAGUUACUUUACCUCGCAUACAAAGUCACCUAGCCAACGUAGAACACAAACAAUUUAACUACUACCUAAUUGUAUCAAAUAUUAGACUAACUUUAUAUACAACUUUAUUGUCUCCAAAAUUGUAUCCAUAUAAUUUCUCAAAAAUGAAGAUAAAAAUGUCCAAACCACUAAUAUUCGAUCAAUCGAUUGAAAAACUCGGUGUUCUAUUCCGAUUUUCCGGAAUGAAUAUAAAAAACAAGAUCGUUACGCCAUUGGAUACAAUCAAAUUCAGGUGGCUAUACACCUUGAAUUUCCUCGUAGUUUUUUCAGCAAUUAUCGGCAGUGUGUACUACGUAAUACUGGGCAUAAAACAGGGCAAAAACUUUAUCGAAGUUACCAGUGUUGCUCCUUGCCUAACCUUUUCAAUACUUUCAAUGAUCAAGUCUUUAUAUCACCUAAUGUAUGAAGAACACAUUCAAGAGCUUAUAGAUCUUUUAACAGAACUUGAAAUAAGGGAGAAUAAUAGAGAAAAGUGUAUUGAAAAAGAGGAAAUUAUUUCCAAUGAAAUAGGGUUUUUGAACAAAGUAAUAAAUGUACUGUAUGUGCUAAACUGUUCAAUGAUAGUAGUCUUCGAUAUGACUCCUAUAGUAAUGAUAGCUGUGAAGUAUUACAAAACAAAUGAUUUCGAGAUGUUGCUGCCUUAUUUAGACGUGUUUUCGUUUAUUCCUUACGAACUCAAAUACUGGCCUUUUGCUUAUAUCCAUCAGAUUUGGUCAGAAUGCGUCGUACUUUUGGACAUGGCUGCAGCUGAUUAUUUGUUUUUCACUUGCUGUACUUAUAUUCGAGUUCAAUUCAAGUUGCUACAGUAUGAUUUCGAAAGAAUGAUUCCUGAUAGAAGUAUUUCUAAAGGACUGUUUUCUGAAGAGAAUGAAUUGCAUAACAAGUUCACAGAGUUAUUGAAAUGGCAUCAAGAUAUAAUAUACUCAUCAACCAUUCUUGAAAUAAUCUACUCAAAGUCAACGCUAUUCAACUUUUUAUCUAGUUCGUUAGUGAUUUGCCUCACUGGAUUCAAUGUUACGAUAGUAGAUGACAUAGUUAUAAUUAUAACAUUUCUGACAUUCCUGUCGAUGGCUUUAAUGCAAGUAUUCUUCUUGUGUUUCUUCGCUGAUCUGAUGAUGACUGCGAGUUUGGAAAUAACAAAUUCAGUGUACAAUUGCAAGUGGUAUUCCGCCAACAUCAAAGUUGGUAAACAAAUUCUGUUCGUGCAGACCAGGGCUCAGGAGCCAUGCAAACUGACAGCCGCUGGGUUUGCUGAUGUCAACCUGAAUGCCUUUAUGAGGGUUUUAAGCUCAGCAUGGUCAUAUUUCGCCUUGUUGCAGACAGUGUACGGCGCUAAAUAGAGUACAAUUUUCAGUAAUAUACCAAUAGUGAGCACUUUUACUUAAAAGCUGCACGGGGCAUUACAAGGUCUGUCCAUUAAUGAAUGAUGGAUAAACAUUAUUUUGCAGAAGGCCACUUUACAGCAUUGAGCGGAAAAUCUGCUAGUGUGACAGCGCUGGUAUUGUUAGGUAAUUGAUUCAUGUAUACCUAUAGAGAUUAUGUAUUUUGAAUACCUACUAUUCAUGUUUUAAGUACCUAAGAAUUACUGUGUCCAAUAACAUCAUGUUAUAAAAUCA